AUGGCCGACCUAGCCUCUGUCUCGCCCUUAAACAACAUCCCCCAAGACAUCCAAAUCCACCGCUCUCGCAUCUUUGCCCUCGAAACCCCUGUCCAAAUGACCCUCGCCGUCUUCGACAAAUACUGGCCCUACAUGGAUAAUGUAUGGUGCACGCAGCAAUACAAUAAGCUCUCCGAAGCCAACUCGCAAUACCGCGUGGAGAAGCGGUACGGGGUAUGCCGACUGUACCGGCAGUGGAAGCUGGGCGAGGCGCCAGAAGGCUCGAGGCGCAGGCGGCGCGAAACGGCGACGUGUAAGGCUAGAUUCAGGAUCACGACGUAUGCGGAUGGCAUGAAGGUUAUUGAGAGGAUUGGGCCGCCGCAUAGCCAUGAUCUGGAGCAUGUGGAUCAGAUGAAGAGGAAUACGGCGGUGAGGAACAUUGUGCUGAGUGACUUCUUUACGGGUUGGGAGGCGAAUGCUAUAUUGGCUUACUUGAAGGAUACGACGCAGCUGCCGGGGGGGCGGGAUAUGAUGAGGGAGGCUGGGGGGAGGCAUAUUAGUAGGCAGGAGGUGUCGAAUAUUAAGGUUGGUGCGCUGAAGAAGGCGUAUCCAGGGCAGGACAUCUCGGAGGUUAGAAAGCAGAUGGACAAAUACAAGAACCUCCACGUAUGCAGUUGGAAGGGUUGCGAAGUUCCUCCGUUCGAGACCCUUAGAGAGCUGCUGGAUCAUCGGAAAGAGAUGCAUGGGAAUCUGACCCACGAUCAUUCACACAAGCACUACAUCUGUCCGGAGAAGACGUGCUGGCGCCACAAGAAGUCUAAGGGCUUCCCCACGUUUGAAGGCCUGAAUGAUCACCUACGAAAGCACCAUGGGUCGGCUGUAACCCCUGAACAAGCUGCCGCGCUCGGCCUGUACAAGUCAGGAGGUGACGGACCGAUGCCGGACCUGAACCCUCAGGCUGAUCCGACGACGCCUGCCAUGAGCACGCCUCGUUCUGACGGCCCGUCUCCGCAGCUUAAGCAGGACCUUCGUACACUAAGCAACAACAAUGCCAACGGAACAAGUGCUGCCAAUCCAGCAAGCAACGGAAUCCAAAUCCUGCCGGAAUCUCAGAGAGCAAGCAUGACGCAGCGUCUGGCAGCGCUCGAGCAGCAGCGUGCACGGCUUGAUCAGGAGAUUGAGAGUCUGAGACACGCCCUACACUCUCCCGUGGCUGCACAAUGUCACAACGGCGCGGGCUACACAUCACCUUACGUACCGGCGCCGACGGUAGACUAUGAAAUCCCGGGACGAUAUUGA
This is a messenger RNA of Coniosporium apollinis CBS 100218, 1278 nucleotides long. RefSeq lists its product as uncharacterized. Lineage: Eukaryota; Fungi; Ascomycota; Dothideomycetes. The record is from RefSeq and is a predicted model, not a curated record. The transcript has 2 exons. Bases 1 to 1278 code for a protein of 425 amino acids.